Messenger RNA from Plasmodium gonderi, 1794 nucleotides. RefSeq lists its product as hypothetical. The record is from RefSeq and is a predicted model, not a curated record. Bases 1 to 1794 code for a protein of 597 amino acids. Lineage: Eukaryota; Apicomplexa; Aconoidasida; Haemosporida; Plasmodiidae. The transcript has 2 exons.
AUGAGGAAACUCUUGAAAACUGCCAUUAUUGAUGUACACAAAAUAAAUAGUUGUGACGCCUCUCAGUCUACUAAUCUAUUUAAGGAAAAAUUAAGUUCACUAAUUAUAAACAAUAUAGAUAAAUUUGAAAAUGAAGAAAUAAUUAAAAUAAUGGAAAAAUACAAUGAGAACAACUAUAAAGACAGGAAAAUAUUAAGAACUAGCUACGAUGUUUUUAAAAACAAUAUACACAGAUACUCUUUUGAUCAAAUAAAUAAAAUACUUAAAUUAUAUCAUACAUCGCAAGUUUAUGAUAAUCAAUUCAAUGUAUCAAUUUUUAGUUAUGUUAUUAAGAGAAUGAAUGCGAUACCCGCAUCUGUGACUAUAAACAUUUUUCAUAAUUUAGUGAAAUCUGGUUUAGGACAUAACAGAAAUAUUGAUUCACUUAAAGAACAUUUUAAGAAAAACAUAGACACGUACAAUACCUUAGAUUUAACAAUUAUUUUAAGUAGUUUUACCUUGUUACAAGAGGAGAUUUUAAUGAACUCUACGAAGUCGUUUGUAAAUAAAAAUUCGCAUGAUGUAGAAUUAAGGAAUUCAUCACCAAAUUCAUCUGAUUAUAACGAAAUAAUAACAUUAAUAUUAAAUAAAAUAAAAAAUGAUGAACAUAUUCACAACAACUUGAGUGUUGUAAAUUCCAUCUUAAUACUGAACAUGAUUAGUCGAUUAAAUAUUAAUAAUUAUGAUAUUUUUAAAUUCUUUACAAAAAAAUAUUACAAAAAUUUAAAGGAAAAUGAUGUAGAACCGCACCACUUGACGUUGUUGCUGAAUUCAUUUGCAAAGUGCAAUAUAAACAUUAAUAUACUCAAAUAUAUAAUUAAGUAUAUGAACAAUGAUAAUUUUAUUAAUCACCUGUCUUAUGUAAAUAUUACAAAUGCACUUCAUUAUAUGGCAAAAUUUAAUUACCAAAAUAAAAUAUUUUUAAAUCGUUUGAAAUAUAAGGUCAUGGAAAUUAUUGAUAAGAUUCCUCAAAGAGAAUUUAGCAAUAUCAUGUGGUCCUUAUCUAAAUUAAAAGUUAAAGACAAUAACUUUUAUUUUAUUUCUCUCCAAAAAAUUAAGAAAAUUCUCCCUUCAAUGGACAUGAUGUCAAUUGCUCAAGUUUUAGAUGCAUUACGACGAAAAAGUUUAUCAAGUAAUACAUCAUUUAUGGAUAAGUUACUUGAUCCCGACAGCUAUAAAAGUCAAACAACAUGUGAAUUAUCCAACAUUCAUGAAAAACCAAUAAGAGAUAAUGAUAAUAUAAAUAAUAAAAAUUCAGAAGCUUUCAAUAUAAAGGAAUAUAUACAAAAACCUAAUCAUACAGGGGGAAAAAUAAAUAGUGAAUGUAAUAAUCUAGGGAUAUAUGACCACACAAAAGAACAGAGAAAACCUUUGGAAAAUGAUCAAACGAAACGAACAACAGAUGAAUUGCGCCAAAAUAAUGAUGUUAAUUUAUGCUACAUAUCCAAAGACUUAGAAAUAGAAGUUACAAACUUGUUAACACAGAAAUACAUGGAAAAUAUUGAGCUUUGCUCACUCCAUGUUUUGACACAAGUCCCUUUUUGUUGUUUGCAAUUAGACUGCACUAAUUACGACAUUUAUCACAAAUCUCUUGAAGUUUUAAAACGGAAAAGAAAAAAUAUGAGUACCUUAAAUUUAAUAUAUGCAAGGUACUUUAUCAGGAUUCUUAUUGAAAAGCAAGAAAAUAAUUUUCAAAAAUUACCUCGAUCUCUUAAGCAGUUUGCGCGAGAAAUCAUGAAUUCGGAUAGCAGUUAG